AUGCAAGUCGCGACGCAUUUUCUGCGUGGCUGCGAGAUGUGUCUGUCUUUGUUUGUUGACGUUCAUUCCCCGAAAGGCAAGUGCCCCGACGCCGUCUUGUCAAGCUGCAAAUGGGACGCCCGGUUUUUUGUCUAUAAAAGCACCCCCUCCGCCGGCCCAGUUCUCUUUUUCCUCAUCAUCUCUCGAUCAUAUCAAACUACUAGUCACUCGUUAUGCAAUUCUCCACCGUCGCUAUCAUCGCUGCCUCCGUUGCUGCUGCUUCUGCCACCGUCACUGAGACUGACGUUUCCUCCACUUUGGUUACCAUCACCUCUUGUGGCCCAGAAGUCACCAACUGCCCAGCCAAGGAGCACUCUUCUUCUGCUCCAUCUAACUGGACCACCACCGCUGUCUCCUCUUUCGAGGCUGGUGCCGCUAAGCAAUACGCUGCUGGUGCCGUUGCUUUGGCUGCUGGUGCUUUGUUGGCUUUGUAAGAAGUUUAGUCUUCUAGCCUUCAACAUGCUGGGUCCGGGAUCCGCUGUUUAUAAUACCAAUAUAAAUUAG
Molecule: messenger RNA, 543 nt
Organism: Clavispora lusitaniae ATCC 42720
Lineage: Eukaryota; Fungi; Ascomycota; Pichiomycetes; Serinales; Metschnikowiaceae
Source: RefSeq, a predicted model, not a curated record